AUGUCUCCAUCGUCUGUUUUCUCCCCAUCCUCUCUUUCCUCUGCAAUUAUCGCUCCCUCCUCCUCUCUCGUCCGUUCAUCGCUACCCCGUUCAUCUCCCCUUCCGCGUCAGCUCAAUUCUCACCUCACUUCGUCUGCGAACCGCUCCCAUGCUGCGUCCUCCGUGUUUCACGGCGCGUAUGACGGCCUGCACCGUCAGAAGCUCCCCAGCAGCCGCUCCUCCUCCUCUCUUUCUCACUCCGCGGCCUUCCCUGAAGUUUCCGACCGUCAAAUCCAGGCUCCAUUUCUCUCCGCUGGCUCCGGCUGCGCCGCCGGCGACGCCGCUUCGUGCGGCCGGCGCGCGGUCGUGACAGCGGUAUUCGAGCGUUUCACGGAGCGGGCGAUUAAAGCCGUGAUGAUGGCUCAGGCGGAAGCUAAGGUGCUCGGGCGGAAAGAGGUCGCGACGGAGCAGCUCCUAUUGGGCCUCAUCGCGGAGGAUUUCGCGAGCGGCGGGAAACCCGGCGGAUAUCUCGGCUUGGGGAUGACUAUCCGCAGCGCGCGGGACGCCGUCGGCACGUUGAUUCGAGACGGCCGGCUGCCGGCGGCGGGGGGACUGCCGGCCGGCAAGCCGGCGUCGGAGGUGCCGUUUUCGAGCGGCAGCAAGCGGGUGUUUGAGAAGGCGCUGGAGGAAUCGCGGAAGCAUCGUCACAAUUUCAUUGCGCCGGAACAUCUGGCGGUGGCGCUGGUGCAGGUGGAGCAAGAGGGUGCGGCGCUUGUUAUGGCGAGUUUGGGAGUGCAGCAGCAUCGCCUGCACGAAGCAGCGUUGGCGCGGCUCAAGGGCGAGCUGGACCGCGAUGGCCGGUCUUCAGAGUCCAUCACCAACCCCUCCUCGCGACCUGCCACCAGCACUAGCAGCAGCAAGCCUGCCAGCUCGCCAGCCCGCAAGGGGCGAGGGAAGAAAGCGCAGCAGAGUGCGUUGGAGCAGUUCUGCACGGAUCUAACGGCCAUGGCGGUGCAAGGAGGGAUCUAUCCCGUGAUCGGCCGAGAGCAGGAGGUCGCGAGGGUGGUGCAGAUCCUCGCGCGGCGCACCAAGAACAACCCAUUGCUGCUGGGCGAGCCGGGGGUGGGCAAGACGGCCAUAGCGGAGGGGCUGGCGCUCAGGAUUGCUGAGAACGACGUGCCUCCGUUCCUGCAGGGCAAGCGUCUCUUGUCUCUGGACAUGGGGAGGGUCAUGGCAGGAGCAAAGGAAAGGGGGGAGUUGGAACUUAGGGUUACCACGUUGGUGGCCGAAGCAGUGGCAGCAGCGGGGGAGGUAGUGCUGGUGAUAGAUGAGGUGCAUACGAUGGUGGGAGCUGGCGCUGUGGGGAGGGGCAGGGAUGGCGGGGGAUCGGGGCUGGAUAUUUCGAACCUGCUCAAGCCUGCCCUGUCACGCGGCCAGAUUCAGUGCAUCGCCACAACCACCACCAGCGAGUUCCGCAAGCACCUCGAAAAGGACAAGGCCCUUGCGCGGCGCUUUCAACCGGUGACAGUGGACGAGCCGUCAGAGGAAGCCGCCCUAGCCAUACUACACGGCCUGCGCCACCUGUACGAGGCACACCACAAGUGCACCAUCUCUGACGAUGCCCUGGCAGCAGCAGUGACCCUCUCUGCACGCUACAUCCCCGACCGGUGUCUCCCUGAUAAGGCCAUUGAUUUGAUCGACGAGGCAGCCAGUAGGAGCAGGGUGGAGGGCAGUAAGGGGAGGAGGAGGCGGGCCAGUGGGGUGCUGGAGAGGGGGGCGGAGGAGUACUGGCGGGAGAUUCGCAUGGCGCAAGCUGCACACGAAGCGGCACAUGCUCGCCAGAACCCCUUUACAUCGCUCACCUCCUUCCUCUCUCAAGACACCUACCACGACACCACCACGGCUGCUGAUGCCGCUGUUGCUGCUGGUCGGUCCAAGAGUGGCAUCACUGGCAGUGACAAGGACGACAGUCCCACGGAGAUCACAGCAGAGCACAUAGCAGUGGUGGCCGCCCACUGGACCGGCAUUCCCCUGCAGCAGCUCUCGCUCUCCGACCAGCAGCACCUCGCAGGCCUAGAAGAGGCGCUAGAGACGCGCGUGGUGGGCCAGGGGGCGGCUGUAAGGGUGAUAGCACGCGCGGUGCAGAGAGCGAGGGUGGGGUUGAAGGGGGAAGGGAGGCCGGUGGCUGCUCUGCUGUUCUCGGGACCCACUGGGGUGGGCAAGACUGAGUUGUGCAAGGCACUGGCGGCGCAUUACUAUGGCUUGGAAGAUUCCAUGAUUCGUCUCGACAUGAGCGAGUACAUGGAGCGCCAUGCUGUCAGCAAGCUGAUUGGUGCGCCGCCCGGCUACGUGGGGUACGGCGAGGGCGGCAAGCUCACGGAGGCCGUGCGCAGGCGGCCGUUUUGUCUUAUUCUCCUGGACGAGAUCGAGAAGGCCCACCCGGACGUCUUUAAUCUCCUGCUGCAGAUAUUUGAAGACGGGCGGCUGACAGACUCACAGGGCCGCCACGUGUCCUUUAAGAGCGCCCUGAUAGUCCUGACCUCCAACGUGGGCUCACAGGCCAUUGCCAGAGGCGGCUCCCACCGCAUCGGCUUUCUCUCACCGGGAGAAUAUGCAGCUGCCGAUGGGGCUGGGAAUGGGAGAAGGGACGGGGGAGUGUUGGGACGGGCAGAUGCGGGGCGGUACGCGGCGAUGAGGGAGGUGGUGAUGGAUGAGUUGAAGGCGCACUUUCGGCCAGAGCUGAUGAACCGGAUUGAUGAGGUGGUGGUGUUCCGAGCGCUGGAGAGGGAACAGAUCCGAGUGAUUGCCAAUAUGAUGGUCAAGGAAUCGGCUGACCGUUUGGCACUGAAAGGAAUCAACCUGGAAGUUUCCGAGGCACUGAUGGAACGAAUCUGUGAGGAGGGGUAUGACAGGGCGUAUGGGGCCCGCCCGCUGCGACGUGCCGUCACGCGAUUGGUCGACGAUCCGAUCAGCGAGGCUGUGCUGGCAGCGGAGGGGAGCAGCAGCCGCCGCCACCGCCACGUCAGCAGCAGCGGCAGCCACAUCAGCAGUGACCUGUCAGAAUCCCUGCCGUCCGUUCCUUCUGUGCUGCUUCCUGCGAUCGCAGCUGACGCUGCAGCAGAUGACGUCAGCGCACCCCUAGCCGCCUCGCAAACCGUCAUGAUCCGAUCGUACGCCGUCGCCAUUGCGUCGCUACUAGCUGGAGCAUCUGUCGUCCACAACAUAUACAAUCCAGACCUGACUAUACCUGGCGCCGUCAGCGGCGCUGGAAGAGCGGAAAACGCGGAGACUCGGAAGGAAGAAGGGGGAGAAGAGGAGAGCGCUCGGGGAAAUCCCGAGGUGACCGCGAAUUCAGCCGCAGCAGUUAGGGAGGAUAAGAACAAACGUGGCAGUGGCAUCCCAAAUUAG
This is a messenger RNA of Closterium sp. Yama58-4, 3387 nucleotides long. The record is from the annotation of a GenBank genome assembly. NCBI's taxonomy places the organism in Eukaryota, Viridiplantae, Streptophyta, Zygnematophyceae, Desmidiales, Closteriaceae.